AAGCAAACGAAAGCAACAGCAACACUAUGAGAAGAUUCCUGAUUGUGUUAGUGAUCUGUGCUGUGGUGACAGCAGACAGGUCGGAUUCAAGGCGCCCUGAUCAUCGGGACGAGCUGCGCGAAGUGCGUGCUCUGGUGCAGAAGAACGGCGAAUCUCUAAAGGAGCUGGGUCAGCAGGCAGCUGGCAUUGCCAACUCCCAGAAGGGCAUCGACCAAAAACUGAGCCAGCAAAUCAACCAACUUAGGGGCAUCCAGAGAGUAGAGGUCGGCUUGGGGAAGUUGCAAAAAGACACUACAAUCAAUUUGGCAAAAAACGCCGCGGCCGUCCAAAAUCUUACCAUUAGUGUGAGAAAUGCUAGCAACAGGACCAACAAGGCGCUGAACGACUUGAAUAAGAAUGGAGAGGACAUCAAGAAGGUGCUACUUAACUUGGAAGACAACCAGAACAAGCACGAGCGUGAACUAAAUGCCUUGUCCGAUUCUGUGCAAAAAAACAUUUCUGGGCUGGACAGACUUAUCAAGCAGUCCGUGUUGCGUGAAAUUAGUGAACUGGAUAAGGCGUCCAAGAAGCUAGAGCGGGUCCAAAAACAAAUUGUGGACAAGGUCGGCCAACUGGAUGGCAUCAAUGAACUGACCAAGGUCAACAGCCGCAAAGUGAGUAUUUUGGACUCUCGCGUACGAUCCCUGAAUGCCACCCAAGCAGAACGUUUGAGCAUUCUGGGUGCUGCCGUCAACUCUGUGCAGAUAAAUACUGCGCAGAUCGAUGAGAAGCUUGGUCUGUUGCUAGAAAACCAGAAGGACAUUGCAAAAACUUUGGAUGAAUGCAAGAAAUGGAGACGAUCACGAGGACCUGGCGGACCUGGCAGACGCGGUACUAGCUCUCGCGGACCUGGUAGGCGGCCCGAAGGUCCACGCCGUCCUCGUGGUCGUGGAUCACGCGGACCACGUGGCGAUGACACAAGCGAAGAGUCCGAUGAAUCUGCAUCCUUUGAAGCUCCUGAGGAGGCAUAUUAAACAACUGCUGAACACUUAGAGUCUAACUCUUUUAUUGCACCUUUUUACGUUUCAAAAUUCUUGUUAUUGCAUUGCGUUUAACAAAAAGACAACAACUAACUAAAAACGAUCAAUUAUAACUAAUAAAUGCAAUUUGGCAAACUCAACUGGAUUGGAGUUACUUAAAUAUGUAAAUAA
This is a messenger RNA of Scaptodrosophila lebanonensis, 1190 nucleotides long. RefSeq lists its product as uncharacterized. The record is from RefSeq and is a predicted model, not a curated record. Bases 27 to 1013 code for a protein of 328 amino acids. Lineage: Eukaryota; Metazoa; Arthropoda; Insecta; Diptera; Drosophilidae. The transcript has a single exon.